UCGGAGAGGCCAGCUCCUCCCAGUGCGCUUGCGUUGGAACAAGUCGCUUAGCCAAUCAAAGGCGAUUACGACUCCCAUACGCGCCGGCCGGCGUGGGGCGGGAGCUGCCUUCUGCACGUGCGCAGUCCUCUCCGGCCCUUCCUUCUCGCUCGGCGCCGCCAACAUGGUGUUCAAGCGCUAUGUGGAAAUCGGCCGGGUGGCCUACAUUUCCUUCGGGCCCCACGAAGGCAAGCUGGUAGCCAUCGUGGAUGUAAUCGAUCAGAACCGGGCUUUGGUGGAUGGCCCAUGCAGUGGGGUGCGGAGGCAGGCCAUGCCAUUUAAAUGUAUGCAGCUCACAGACUUCGUUCUCAAGUUCCCCCACAGUGCUCGUCAGAAGUAUGUUCGGGCUGCCUGGGAGAAAGAAAACAUCAAUAUGAAAUGGAAAGCCACAAGAUGGGCCAAGAAGAUUGAAGCCAGAGAAAGGAAAGCCAAGAUGACAGACUUUGAUCGUUAUAAGGUCAUGAAGGCCAAGAAGAUGAGAAACAGAAUCAUCAAGCACGAAGUGAAGAAGCUGCAGAAGGCGGCCGCCCAGAAGGGCUCUCCCAAGAAGGGGGCUGCCCAGAAGGCCCUGGCCUCAAAGGUCUCUGCCAAGAAGAUCCCCGCGAAGAAGGCCGAGGGUCAGAAGGCCGAACCCGGCCAGAAGGGCCAGAAACCCCCCAGCCAGAAGGCCCCAGCCAAGAAGGGAGCUGCUCAGAAAGCACCAGCUCAGAAGGCUCCGGCCCAGAAAGCAGCUGCUCCCAAGGCCAAAAAAUAAGGGGCUGCCAGAAAUCAAAUAAAGGUUUUGCUAUA
Dromiciops gliroides (monito del monte) is the source of this 828-nucleotide messenger RNA. It is a transcript of the gene RPL14, whose product is annotated as ribosomal protein L14. Bases 164 to 793 code for a protein of 209 amino acids. Gene Ontology annotation, cellular component: cytosolic large ribosomal subunit; ribosome. Gene Ontology annotation, biological process: translation; ribosomal large subunit biogenesis. Lineage: Eukaryota; Metazoa; Chordata; Mammalia; Microbiotheria; Microbiotheriidae. The record is from RefSeq and is a predicted model, not a curated record. Gene Ontology annotation, molecular function: structural constituent of ribosome; RNA binding. The transcript has 6 exons.